Molecule: messenger RNA, 1157 nt
Organism: Chaetomium strumarium
Lineage: Eukaryota; Fungi; Ascomycota; Sordariomycetes; Sordariales; Chaetomiaceae
Exons: 3
Coding region: 211-693 (160 amino acids)
Source: RefSeq, a predicted model, not a curated record
GUUUUAUACCCACACACCGGUAUGGCUCCUUGACCUAGCACCCAGUGCAUACACAGUGACAUGACGGAUUACUCCCAAAACCCAGCUUCGUCCGAAGUUUCGCAGUUCAUAUAAAGUGUCCGUUCUUGUCGAGCACCCAGAGGAAGCCAAGGCUUCACUUUUUUUGAGCUCAGAAUCCGUUCGGUUGCACGAUUUCUCCUCAACAUCGCGAUGGCUGCUAUCCAAGAACAGCGCCCUGAUAUCCCGACGCUCACGGCAGCACUCGAGACAACUGCUCAAGAAAUCAGACGCCUACCAAACCUAAGAGUUCUACAAAACAAAGAGGUGCUUGGAGCAAUGGAAGCCCUUAAUGGGCGGAUGGCCGAUCUCCGCACCGGGAUGCAAACCCUCCAAGUGCAGAUGGUCAAUCUACAUGCCAGUAUCUCGAGCCUUUCGCACACGCAAAGCAAUCAUCAAGUCAGUCUUUUGAAUGGCAAUUCGAUGGCCAACGACAUGAAUCGGCCUCUUAUGCCAUUACGGAACGUUCGAGAUGGGAGCAUUAUCCCCCAUUUCCCGCGAACCGCUCCGGAACUUAUGGCAUUAGAUGGUCAUGCUCUCGAUGUGAUCCUCGACUCGUUGGGAAUGCCAGUUGCUGAGAACCAAACGCUGGCUUCCAAGAAGGAAUUCAUUAAGCGGGAGUGGGCGUUGGGCUAACGUGGUGUUAUGAUGCCCCUGCCCCGCCCAACCUGUAGAGAGCUAGAUUUUCUGUUGAGAUCUAUGGGCGCAGUGCGACGUUCGAAGAUCAGCGAUCGGGCAACUCCACGUUCACACCGACCCCGCUAUUUGUACGGGGGUCGCCCGAUAUUUGUACGGGGCAGCACCAUAGCCAAAUCUUUGACAGCGAAGAUAUAUAGCAAAGCCUAAUCAAUAUCUAACAGUUACAGCUUGGGCUAAGUUAGAACUAGUAAUAAGGCUUUAGGUUUACUUAAUAUUCCAAUUUGCCCGCUAGGAAUUUGGAGGACACCGUCUUACUUAUGAUGGUUUGUUAUGAUUCUAUGAAUUCUGUCCUGAAAAGGGAUGUGCGAUACCUUACAGAGGUUACCGGCAAAAGUUUUCAAAGUGGGCCAGGUACCGGCAAGGGUCACACACCACCCCCUGAAUGUACCAACGCGUCGCGC